Messenger RNA from Vigna angularis (adzuki bean), 735 nucleotides. RefSeq lists its product as uncharacterized. The transcript has 5 exons. NCBI's taxonomy places the organism in Eukaryota, Viridiplantae, Streptophyta, Magnoliopsida, Fabales, Fabaceae. The coding region runs from base 1 to 735 and encodes 244 amino acids. The record is from RefSeq and is a predicted model, not a curated record.
AUGGCGUCAGAAAAAAGGUCAAAAGCACAGGGAAUAAGCGCUCAGAAUAAAAAUCCACACAUACUGUCUCGUGGUGGAUAUAGGAAGCUUGAAGAAAAAAUAAUGAAGCAGAAGUCAGAUAGCAGACUUCCACUUUCUGAGGGUUGUGACCCUCCUCCUCCUCCUUCACCACCAUCUCGGCACGAGAAGUGGAAGUUAGCCCGUAUAAGACCAUCGGGCUCCUACACUUCCGAGUCUGCCAGAGAAAUAUCUGAAAGAAUUGACUCCUUGGUUGAGCAGAGCUCCCAAGGUCAAUUCACACAAGAAGGUCGUCAAGAUAUUCUUGCCACAGCUAUUGGACGACCUGAGCACCCAGGACGAGUGCGUGGUGCUGGGACUGGCAUAGGCAUACGACAGUUUUUUGGGUCUUCCUCGCGUCCAUAUUCAUACGAAAAGAUGAAGGAGGAAAUAAGAAAAGAGAUGACGCAGGAGAUCACAAAGAAGGUUCGAGCAGAGUUGUAUGAUGAAGUUGCUGAAAUGGUUGCGCGCCAGUUCCAGCAGCAUUAUGAGGAUUAUGGCAAUCGUCCUCCGCCAUCUCCUGUAGCGGAACAUGUUGUGCCCCCUACAGGUAGAAGCGGUAAAGGAAGUUGUUCAGCUUCCGGUGCCCCAGGGGACGACAUGGAUGAAACUCGUCCAUGUCAGUUAUUUAUUCUUUCUGAUACUGGGACCGUGCUAGUGGCUCGUGCAGAUAGGUAA